AUGAAACUAUGUGAAACUUGGUCAGGUUCUGGAACUUAUUGUUUCAGUCUCUUAAUUUCAUUUGAGUUGCAACAGCUUGAAGAGAAAGAGAAUGUGCUAGCCACAAGAUCUAAUGAGAUUACAGAGGAAGACAACCAUUUGGGUGACAAGAUUCGUGAACUAGAGGAGGAACUAAUCAGAACCAAGAGUGGUUACUUUGCGAGGGAAAGCUUGAGUCAAUUGAGAAUGAGCAUCAACAAGUCUUUAGUCUUGUCCUGGGAUAACAACGAAGAUUCAGAAAAGGAAACGACGUAUGAUGAUGAUGUGAUGGAGUUGAAUAAACAUGUUGACAAGUUUUACACGUAUUAUGAUGAUGACUUGAGGGAUUCCAUGCUGUCCACCUUUGCAAGUGCUUCGUGCUGUGAAGCAGAGUCAGUGAGUGGAGAUGAGAUCUGCUCAAAAGGUUCUGGUUCAUAAAGAUUACCACAUAAAACUCGUGUUUUUGAAGAGCCAGCUUUGUCACAAUCUCCAAAGAUCAGGAGUUUUCGGAAAAGCGUGGCUGCGUCUACAAAGUUUCAAGCAAGUGCUAGGAAUGUUGAGCAAGUUGGCCCUUCUCUGUCCAAGAAGCCUUUGAGUCCUACAGAUUCUCUAGCUGCAAGUCUACAUAGAGGAAUGCAGGUUAUAGACUGUCACCAACGGAGCUCUUUUUUAUCAAACAGAUCUUUUGUUUCAUUCUCGUUUGGGCAUCUCUCUCUGAAGCCUUGCGAUGAAGCCGAGAAUCUUAAUGCAUCGGUUAAAUCAUUACAUGAAGAUAGACAAAAAGAAAUUGGAUCAUCGAAUCUCCUCUGCCUUUCUUGCAGACAAAAACUUGACCAUGAAUCUGAAGGAGGAUAUAAGGCAAUAGAAGAAGCUUGCACGGAGGAGAAGCAUCUCAAGAACAUGUGUGCGGAGCAGGCUACCAAAACUGAGCAGCUAACUUGUCUGUUAGACCAAUACAAAAAUAACAAUGCUCAAGAGCCUAGUAAGCUAAUGAAAUCCGAUGGUGGAGGAGAUGAAACUGAGGUCGUGAAGGAAACACAUGAGACAAAUCAACUCAGUGAAAUGGAAGCUCUUUUAAAGGAGAUUGCAGAGCUUAAGAGCAAGCUACAGCCUACUAAAUCAACAGAUACUCUGAGAUCAUCUUUGCUACUACGACAUUUUCAAAUAAGGAAAAGCACUGAUCUAACCAAAAACGCUGAGAACAACAACGAUGUCCUAGAGGAAGAGCAUGAAAGGUGGACGGAAAUGGAGAGUGAAUGGAUAAAUUUAACAGAUGAUCUGAGGAUGGAUAUUGAUAGUCACCAUAGACACGCAGAGGAUCUGGAGAUAGAGCUCAAAAAGGAGAAGAUUUCUACUGAGGAGCUAAAUGAUGCCCUUACCAGAGCCAUGCUUGGUCACAAUAAAUUCAUCGAGAAAUACACAUAACUGUAGGAGAAGCAUGAUGAAUUAGCUGAGAGGCAUCAUGUGACGAUGGCAGAAAUAGCUGAUGUGAAGAAAGCAACGGCUAAAGCUGCAGUUAAAAGCCGUCAUGGGAAGCAUUUUGCAAAAGCCUUUUCAGCUGAGCUUACUGCCAUUAGAGCUGAGAAGGAGAAAGAAAGAGAGUUCCUGAAAAAGGAGAACAAGGGCCUUAAAAUUCAGCUGAGAGAUACCGCUGAAGUUGUCCAAGCUGCUGGAGAAUUACUUAUCAGACUAAGAGAAGCUGAGAAAUAUGUACAAUCCUCUGAGGAACGUUUCAGAUCAAUUGAAGAAGAGAAUGGGAAGCUGAAGAUGCAAGUGGAGAAGUUAAAAAGUAGGCAAAAAAACAAAAAUGAGCACAGUGAAGCCUUUGCAGAAAACAAAUUACCAGGGUCUGCUUUAGAGCCAUGGUUCAAAGAGAAUGAUGAUCAUUUAUCAGAACGCAGAACUGGUUUGGUCAAGGAGGAUGAGGAACACAGAACCUACGUGGUGAGCUAUGACGAUUAUGCAGACGAUCAGGCAUGGAGAGCUGAGUUUGGAGCCAUGUAUCAAGACCAUCAAUACUGAUGAUGAUCUCAUUCAGUUCAAGAAGAAAGACCUUUACUCAGUCCAUCUUGUUAUAGACAAGACCCAUCUUGGGUCAUCUCAUCUUUUUAUGUUUCCUAAAAAUUCUUACUAUGUCUUGUAUUUGGUUGUCUUCACAUCUUCUAUUGUUGUAUUGAAUCAUGUUUCUUUGUAAUCAGAA
Brassica oleracea var. oleracea is the source of this 2218-nucleotide messenger RNA. RefSeq names its product kinesin-like protein KIN12B. The record is from RefSeq and is a predicted model, not a curated record. Lineage: Eukaryota; Viridiplantae; Streptophyta; Magnoliopsida; Brassicales; Brassicaceae.